Molecule: messenger RNA, 1335 nt
Organism: Ascochyta rabiei
Lineage: Eukaryota; Fungi; Ascomycota; Dothideomycetes; Pleosporales; Didymellaceae
Exons: 2
Coding region: 1-1335 (444 amino acids)
Source: RefSeq, a predicted model, not a curated record
AUGGAUCAACAACCAAGCACGAGUGCCGACUUUGGAAACCAUCAAGGCUACUCGCAAGGACCUCUUCCGUAUGGACACAAUCAGUGGAACGACCAGUCGCAGCCCUCGUACCAACAACCGCCGUUGUACUCGACAGCGCCUCAGAUCGGCGCAAAUCAUUCCAACACUCCGCAAUACAAUGAACAAGCAGAGGAACCCCUUCAAGACCAGUAUUAUCGGCAGGCUUUCCAGGGUGACGGGACCAACCCAGCUCUGCUCACAACGGCAAGGCCAGUAAGCGACGAUAUGUUCCACUCUGCCGGAUACAAUGACCAGAUGGUCGCAAUCGGAGAACAAUUCAGUCAAUCGGCAGGUCCUUGGGAGUCUGAGACAGAGUACCAUGGCCCACAGGACGUUGCACAAUACAGCACUGGACACGAUGUCAACGUCCACGUGGGUCGGGCCAUUGGUCAGUGGUAUGAUACUCGUAUCGAUGCUGGAAUACAUCUCCUCGAUGAUCCUGGAAAUUCUACCGCCAACGGUAGAUGUUAUGAGCCAUUGGUAGAUGGACAGGAGAGCAUCCCUAUCAGCACUGUUCUCGGAAGAGCACCUGGCUAUGACGCCAGCCUUGUUCACACCAUGAGGCAAGUGCCGAAAUAUCAGAGCGGUCACCCUAGCGGACCCAGCAUGGCACUCACUUGGCCUAUCGACUUUGCUCUCGGUCAGGAUCAAACUGCAACCGUCCCGCCUCAGGCAUCCGAUGUAUUUUCAGCACGACAACAGCCCGAUGCUUGGCGGUGCGGUCAAGUGAUAGAUACUCCAGUACCUGGUAUCAUCUGCGCACCCAGUGCUCUCAACAAUGUGAAUCGGGCUGGCUCCAAUCCUCCCACUCGCCUGGUCUCGAAUGAUCAGCUCCAGGCCCAUGAGCACGCGCUUUCGACCGAGCGCACACCUUCAGUAACGAGUUCUGUGCCGGGCGGCAGGACGAGGCGUUGCUCGUUCAGAGUGUGCGGUGCGGUGUAUAGUGGGUUCUACGCAAGUGGAAAUCUGGCCAGACACAUUAGGUUGAAGCACCGUGGCGAAGUUAGGCGAUACCAGUGCGAGGCUGAUGGAUGCACAUCGGCCUUCAAUAGACAGGAUGCUCGGCUCAAUCACUACCGCAAACACCAUCCGGAUCUGGCGGCUGAGCCUGCUGUGUUGCGAAAGACCUCGACGUCAACCGGUCGUACAAGCGAUCAGGACCACAUGGAUUGCUCUCCAAGCAGUUACAGCCACACGUCGCUGUGUGAAAGCCAAGGUCUCGAUGACUACGAUGUGUCGUCUCUCUCUUUCAAUAACGAUGGUGAGCGGCAUUAG